Hevea brasiliensis (rubber tree) is the source of this 1071-nucleotide messenger RNA. RefSeq names its product aquaporin TIP2-1. The transcript has 3 exons. Gene Ontology annotation, biological process: water transport; transmembrane transport. Bases 152 to 898 code for a protein of 248 amino acids. The record is from RefSeq and is a predicted model, not a curated record. Lineage: Eukaryota; Viridiplantae; Streptophyta; Magnoliopsida; Malpighiales; Euphorbiaceae. Gene Ontology annotation, cellular component: membrane. Gene Ontology annotation, molecular function: water channel activity.
AAUAACCCACGACUUCAUUUAAUAAUAAAACUAUUAUGCUCCUAUAUAUGUGACAUGUGAAGAGAAAGGCCAUUGCCUGGCCCUCUUCUCCACUGAAGAGUUCACUUCCCUCUAAGCUGAGCCAAGUUAAGCUAAUCUUCUUUCAAAAAUUAUGGCCAGAAUUGCCUUUGGUCGCUUUGAUGAUUCUUUUAGUUUAGGCUCUUUUAAAGCCUAUCUUGCUGAAUUUAUCUCAACCUUGCUCUUUGUUUUUGCUGGUGUUGGUUCAGCCAUUGCUUACAAUAAACUGACAUAUGAUGCAGCUCUUGAUCCUGCUGGGCUAGUAGCUAUUGCUAUUUGCCAUGGAUUUGCUCUCUUUGUUGCAGUAGCCGUGGGAGCCAACAUCUCCGGUGGCCAUGUUAACCCUGCUGUUACCUUUGGUUUGGCUCUUGGUGGCCAAAUCACUAUCCUCACUGGCGUCUUUUACUGGAUCGCCCAGCUUCUUGGCUCCAUCGUUGCCUGCUUCCUUCUCAAAUUUGUCACAGGAGGCUUGGCAAUCCCCACCCACAGCGUAGCAGCUGGAGUUGGAGCCAUUGAAGGAGUGGUUAUGGAGAUAGUCAUCACAUUUGCUUUGGUAUACACGGUGUACGCAACUGCAGCUGACCCCAAGAAAGGUUCCCUUGGCAUCAUUGCGCCCAUUGCCAUUGGCUUUAUUGUUGGUGCCAAUAUCCUGGCUGCAGGCCCAUUCUCCGGUGGCUCAAUGAACCCAGCCCGGUCCUUUGGGCCAGCCGUCGCUAGCGGUGACUUCCACGACAACUGGGUCUACUGGGUCGGGCCGCUUAUUGGAGGUGGGGUAGCUGGUCUCAUCUAUGGAAACUUGUACAUCCCUAGCGACCAUGCGCCCUUGUCCAGUGAGUAUUGAAAGUUUGUGCUUCUAAUCCAUGACCUUGUAAUAAAAAGAAAGGGGGAGAUUAUGCUCCUCCCUCUUUUCUUUACUGUUCCAUUUUGUCUUUGUUGUUGUAAAGCCUUGUUGUGAUUAACUUUUGCUUUAUGAGAAACCAAUUAUGCAGACGAUGUGCAGCAACUUUUCUAUCA